AUAGAUCUGCGUUGCCUAUCUUUGCAGCAGCCCGCUGCAUGCAUAUGGCUGCAACACCGAGGAUGAACCUGCCACAGUUUGAACACUCAUCAUCUUUCUCCACGACAGAGCUUCGUCCAUCGUCCGAGCAACAUCAACCGAAAUAUGGACGAGAAAGUUAUCCCACCCUCUCCGACCAAGGACACAGCCAGUGGCACGUUUGAAAAUUCCAUCGACCAUGUUGCCGAGAAGAAGGUCGUUCGCAAGAUGGACCUUAAUUUGAUCAGCAUCUUCGGGCUGCUAUAUCUCUUGUCCUUUUUGGAUCGCUCGAACAUUGGCAAUGCGAAUUUGACUGGUUUCAGCACCGACCUUCAUUUGGUGAACAACCAAUAUGGUGCUGCGGUAUCGGUCGUGUAUGCGACCUACGUUGUGUUUGAGCCAGUAUACAAUAUCCUAUUGAAGAUUGCGACGCCGAAGUUAUUGAUGACUUGCUCUUGCAUCGCCUGGUCCGCGCUUACAGUUGGCACCGCAUUUGUCAAGAAUUUCAGCCAGCUUAUCGGUGUUCGAGUCUUGCUUGGUGCGGCAGAGGCGGCGAUCAUCCCUUGCAUACUGCUGUACAUCACUAUGGCAUAUAAUCGUGAUGAGUAUGCCGUCCGGCAGACCUAUGUGUUCACCUUCUCAGCGAUCUCUGGAGCCUUUGGCGGUCUACUUGCCUUCGGUCUGACGCGAUUGCGUACGGCGGGUCUGCAUGGCUGGCAGUGGAUGUACAUUGUCGAAGGUAUAAUAUCUUUCUGUCUAGCGCCAGUCGUCUUCAUCUGGCUACCCAACUCUGUUAGCGAAGCGCGUUGGCUCAAUCAGUCGGAGAAGGCAUUGUUGGCCCUCCGCCUCGAGCGCAACAAGGGUGUCUAUGAUGCUGAGGAGCGCUUCCGGUGGAGCGAGAUCGUCCGCUGUCUCAAAGAUCCCAAGCUCUAUGUGCAGGCUAUCUCACACUUUGGGAUCGACACCACACUCUAUGCUGUGACAACCUUUAUGCCCAAGAUUAUUGCUGGACUGGGGUUCACUUCCACCAUCAACGCACAGCUUCUAACGGUGCCGGUUUACGCUGCUGCAGCAAUCUCUUACUUGAUCAUUGGCUACAUCUCCGACAAGGUGAAGCUCCGGUCACCAUUCUUGAUUGGCGUGCUUAUAUCAUGUUUGAUCGGCUACAUCAUCCUAGCGGUCCCCUCGACCAGUGUCGGCGCCCGCUAUUUUGCUGUCUUCAUGGUCGCCAUUGGUCUUUACGCCAGUACAUCGCUUAAUCUGGUAUGGGCAAGCUGCAACCACUCUGGGUACUUCAAGAGAGCUUUCGCCACUGGGAUGAUACAAUUGGUGGGGAACAGCGCUGGUGCCGCGAUUGGCUUCAUCUUCAAGGCCCAGACCGCUCCGAGGUACUUUGAAGGUAUGCAUUUCGCGAUUGGGAUGACGAUCAUGUCAAUAUGCUUGAUUGGUGUAAACCUUUGCAUUGUGAUCGCUGGUAAUAAGCGGAAACGGAGAGAAAUUGCUGAAGGUGCCGUGGAUGAGCCGGCGCUCAUGGAUCAGAACCCACAUUUCUUGUACUACCUCUGAGCCGAUAAUCAUAACGACUUGGUCAUCAGCACAUCAGGUAGAUGGGAAGUCAGUGGUUCCGACUGCUGAGCACAGGUGGUAGCACCGUUAGUAUAUUAUUGAACCAAGGUGCUAUGCGAGGUUCGU
Molecule: messenger RNA, 1710 nt
Organism: Baudoinia panamericana UAMH 10762
Lineage: Eukaryota; Fungi; Ascomycota; Dothideomycetes; Mycosphaerellales; Teratosphaeriaceae
Exons: 4
Coding region: 145-1584 (479 amino acids)
Biological process (GO): transmembrane transport
Cellular component (GO): membrane
Molecular function (GO): transmembrane transporter activity
Source: RefSeq, a predicted model, not a curated record